CUCGCCCGGGCCGCCUCCUAAACGCUCCGUCCUUAAUAAUACACAACAGGUCCUACUAGUUACAAGGUGGUGUUCUUUACAUGCAUGCUCACAAUUAAACCUCCCAACAAUCCUAUAAGGAUAUUGUGAUUGCUAAAUACCACAAAGGAGCAAGUGAAAAUUGUAAGGUUCUAAAACACAAGCAAGCCUCUUGGGCGCAAAAAUCUGCGACAUCUCUGGAAUACUACCUGAGAGUGUUGGGGUGCCAUGUCGAAGAAACGCAAAUGGGAUGACGACUAUGUUCGUUACUGGUUCACCUGUACGACAGAGGUUGAUGGAACUCAGCGCCCACAGUGUGUGUUGUGUAACUCAGUAUUUUCAAAUGCUGAUCUCCGACCAUCAAAACUAUCUGACCAUUUCAACAGGCGGCAUGGUGGUGUAGGUGGGCACGAUCUCAACAGCCUGAAACAUGUGCCAGCACCAUCUGAUCAGAGUGAAACCCUAAAAGCAUUUGGAGUUGCAUCUCAGGAGGAUGCCUUACUUCAGGCAUCAUAUCAGUUUGCAUAUUUAUGUGCCAAGGAGAAGAAUCCUCAUACAAUAGCUGAAAAACUAGUGAAACCUUGUGCGUUGGAAAUAGCACAAAUAGUUUUGGGACCAGAUGCACAAAAGAAACUUCAGCAGGUACCCUUAUCAGAUGAUGUGAUCCAUUCUAGAAUUGAGGAAAUGAGCCAGGAUAUCUUACAGCAAAUUCUAGAAGAUAUCAAAGCCAGUCCUCUUAAAGUGGGUAUCCAACUUGCUGAGACAACAGACAUGGAUGACUGCAGUCGGCUAAUGGCAUUUGUUCGAUACAUAAAAGAAAGAGAGAUCAUAGAAGAGUUCCUGUUCUGUGAACCAUUGCAGUUAACAAUGAAAGGAAAAGAUGUGUUCCGUCUAUUCAGAGACUUCUUUUUGAAGCAUAAGAUAUCACUUGAUGUGUGUGGCUCUGUUUGUACUGACGGCGCCUCUUCUAUGCUAGGAGAAAAUUCAGAAUUUGUUGCCUGUGUGAAAAAAGAGGUACCUCAUAUCGUGAUCACACAUUGUUUGUUGAACCCCCAUGAACUUGUCACAAAGACACUGCCUUCAAAACUAAAGGAUGCUCUUUUUACUGUGGUGAAGGUAAUAAAUUUUAUCAAAGGGCGAGCUCCAAAUCAUCGCCUGUUUCAGGCUUUUUUUGAAGAAAUUGGAAUAGAGUAUAGUGUUCUCCUUUUCCAUACUGAAAUGAGGUGGCUUUCCCGAGGCCAAAUACUUACUCAUAUUUUUGAAAUGUAUGAAGAAAUAAAUCAGUUUCUUCACCACCAAAGCAGCAAUUUAGUUGAUGGCUUUGAAAAUAAAGACUUUAAAAUUCACCUAGCAUACCUGGCAGAUUUAUUCAAACACCUAAAUGAACUUGGUGCAUCUAUGCAAAGGACUGGGAUGAACACAGUAUCAGCUAGAGAGAAGUUAUCUGCUUUUGUUAGGAAGUUUCCAUUUUGGCUUAAGCGCAUUGAAAAAAGAAAUUUUACCAAUUUUCCUUUUCUUGAAGAAAUCAUUGUUUCAGCUAAUGAAGCAUUAUGCAUUGCAGCUGAAAUAACACUGCACCUGCAACAGUUGAGCAGCUCCUUCCACGAAUAUUUCUCUGUUGGAGAUCUUGAUGAGGCAAGUAAAUGGAUACUGGAUCCAUUUCUUUUUAAUCUGGACUUUGUUGAUGAUGGUUAUUUAAUGAAAAAUGACCUUGCUGAAUUACGAGCUAGUGGCCAAAUCCUAAUGGAAUUUGAGACAAUGAAGCUUGAGGAUUUCUGGUGUGCUCAAUUCACAGUGUUUCCAAGCCUGGCAAAAACCGCUCUAGAAAUCCUUAUACUAUUUGCAACUACAUACCUUUGUGAGCUGGGAUUUUCUUCACUUUUACAUUUUAAAACAAAGUCCAGAAGCUGCUUGAAUAUGAGUGAUGACAUCCGUGUGGCUAUUUCAAAAAAAGUUCCUCGUUUCUCAGACAUCAUCGAACAAAAACUCCAGCUACAGCAGAAAUCAGUGUAAGCUGGCAGACUUUUUUUUUUUUUUUUUUUUUUGACUGCAGCAUACAGCAGCUGGAUGUGGGAUCACAGUUCUGAAACCAGGAAUUGAACCUGAGCCACAGGGGUGAAAGCUCAGAAUCCUAACCAC
This is a messenger RNA of Phacochoerus africanus (Common warthog), 2157 nucleotides long. RefSeq names its product family with sequence similarity 200 member C (gene ZBED8). The record is from RefSeq and is a predicted model, not a curated record. The transcript is spliced from 3 exons. Bases 247 to 2031 code for a protein of 594 amino acids. NCBI's taxonomy places the organism in Eukaryota, Metazoa, Chordata, Mammalia, Artiodactyla, Suidae.